GCUAUUAUUUAUUAUCAGAAGAAACAUUACAUACAUGACCAUUCCACACAUAAUUGUGAAUCAGUAGUUUCGUAAACAUGACUGUCAAAUCUUGUGCACAUGACCUGCUGUUACUGUUAUUUUUUCGAUUAGGCACCCCGCUAGUUUGCUUGCCAUGAUCUAAGCUGCUUCCAUUAUUGGUUAACAUUUAUUAUGAAAUACUCUUGGCCAAUGAGAAAUCCUUAACUGAAGAUGUACCGAAUCACAGGCUGACCAAAAUGAAAUGACUCCCUAUUAGGCAACCAAUGAACAGGUGACUUUAGCCUGACUGUGGAAUCUAUCCUGGAGGUCACUGAAAACGUGACUUUUUCCAGUCCUUGCCUAUAACAACACAGUUUCAGUGUAUAAUGGUUUUCAAUCUUGGCUCUCUCUCUCCAAAUAAUAACGCAAAAUUCUCAUUUCAUCUGUCAUGUAUUAAGGGACACAGGUGCUACAACCCAAAUGCUGGAUUUGAUAGUACUGCUUUUUCUCUGGCCUCACAACAUAGAGACCUGGAAAAAUUCGCGGAUUCUUUAGCAAUAAAAUAUAAUUCAACUAUCCACAACACUAAGCUGCUUCUGCUAUUGACACAGAGUUUAUUGGUGAAAACGAGAUUUUAUUUUAUUUAUAGUCCAAAUUCUUUUUUAUAACUGAAGAUUUCAGUGUUUUUUAUAAAUACUGUUUUGUAAUUCUUACUUCACCAAAAUAGUGGUAAAGAUUAUAUAUUGCAUUUUUACGAGAAAAAAAUAAUUUGUAAUAAAUUAGUGAUCAUCAGGUAUGGUCUAGGCACUGCACUGUAAGCUCAAACUAAAACCUACCCAUGUCUUGCACGUGAGAGAAUGUCGUGAAUAUGUAUAAGUAAUGAUGUCUGUAGACACUUUAUCACUAUUUGAUUAAUUCAAACACACACUGUUGCAUCAUUCAUUAAAGUUUCAAAAAUAGAGAUUAACUUCCACGGGGUAAAAGUUCCGUAUCAUGUAUCCAAUUUUCAUCCCUACAUCCUAAUGGCAUGAUCCUUUUUAUUGUGAUCCUCUGGUAGGGGAGAGUGGGGCUAGUGUGGACACUUUUCUUUUAUUUAAUAUGGAUCAGGUGACAUAUUUGAUAGUAAAUUCUGAAAAUAUUCCUGUGUGAUCUGUAACCUGUCUACUUUAAUAUAAAAUUAAUGCAUAACACCUAUCCCUAUAUUAAAAAAAUACAUACCAACUAAAAUAUUAAGAGAAAUUUUGUCCACUUUAACCCCUGGUUGGGGUUAGUGUGGACACUCUUAGGGGUCAGUGUGGACACAGCAUAAAUUUUAUUUAAAAUUAUAAAUUGCAGUAGCUACUUAAAUGUUUUAAGUAAUUUUGACAUUUAUAAUAGUAAUACUGAUCAAAAUCGUAAAAAGAAAUCAGCAUUUCAUAGCACAUUAUAGGUAGAUAGAUCAACCUCAAACCACAUAUAUCCAGCUGUACGUUUUGUUCCCGCUGUAACCUUUGGAGUCGGCAAUUUACAAACUAUAUCUUUUCUUUCUAUGGCAGCAAUAUCCUCAACUGCAGGAAAUGUAAAUCUUUCUUGUUUCUUUCUUAAAUACUUUACACAAUACUCAUUAGUAUCAAACAUUUCAGUCACUAGAGCUGCAUAACAAAGUAUCUUGUUUUUUGCUUCAAACUGGACCAAAACAAAAUCAUUAACAGUAAUAAUAUCACUAUCACACAAUUUUGCUGGUUGAGGGAGUUCUGACGAUUCGCUGAAUUCAUCACCUGAAGAAAGUUCAAAAGCUUCGUCGGUCUCAUAGCUCGAAGAAUCUUCACGUACAACUUUCUUAAACAGCUGUCGUUUUAAAUGUUUUGAACUUUGGUUCCCCAUAUCCUCAACUGUUUUGGUUUUCCUUGUUGCCUUCUUGAACACAGCUUUUUCUUCUAGCUUCCUCUUUUCUGGAGUGUCCGUGUAGAUGCAGGAUUUCAUUUGUUCUCGUUUCCUUUUUGUACCAUUUCCUGAUGUGGUGACUUUAGGCAAUGGUCUAACAUCCUCAGGAGUUACUGGUUCUUCCAUUGUUCUCACAGUGUCAUGAAGUGUGGAAGAAGCUGGAGUACUCUGAUUUAUUUGUUGGCUAGUGGAUGGUGUUGGAGACUCUGGAUUUUUAAGUGGUCCACUAGGUUUUGUUGCUGGAUUAGACCUGUCGCAAACAUAAUUACAAAGAAAAUCAUCAUCCGUAAAAACUAACCUGUUAAACGGAUAAAUACCUGGUUUUGCAAAACCAGAAAUUAUGUUCUAUGGUAUGAAGGAGUUAACAAAUGUGGAAGCAGCCAGUGUAGGAAUAUUGUAAAUCGAUAUCUGUUUUCCAGGGUUUGUUCUCAACCAGUCACUGAAAGCAACUUUAAGUGCAGCCUUGAAUGGACCAAAUACAGAGACAUCCAACGGUUGUAGGCGGUGAGAACAAUGUGGUGGAAAAGAAAGUAUAACAAUGCCAUUGUCUCUUGCAUAGUCCACAGCUUCUAUUGUAAUGUGACUUGAAUGGUUGUCAAGAAGUAUGAGAACUGGAUUCUCCUUUGAACACUGUGUGUGCUUUUGGAUGUGCUGUAAAACAGAAGGAAAUAAUUCAGCCGUCAUCCAUCCAGAUUUUGUAGCUAAACCUAAGCUGCCUGCUGGAGCACCAAUCAAAAAGUUUUCUUGAUAUUUCACACGAGGAAAUACGAACACUGGAGGGAUGGUAUUACCAGUUGCUUUGAUAAUGCCACACAUUGUUACUAAUUCUCCUCUCUCUCUUGACACUAUUUGACCAACUUGUUUCUUGCCUGUUGGUGCGAUUACUUUGGGAGAAGGCAAUACAGUUGUAACUCCAGUCUCAUCCAAAUUUAAAAUUCGGUCAGGAUCAAAGUUGUAACGCUCCAAAACAUUACCAUAGUUAUCAUAAAAAGUUUUCACAUUUGUCAUAUUGAAUGACAAAGCCCUAGCUAAACUAGUAUUUUCUGGUCUGCGCUAACUUACAUUGGGAUUUCUUUUCAUGAAACUUAGCAUCCAAUCUGUUCCAGCAGUUCCAUUUGUUACCCAGCUUUCUGGCAUGGGUUUUCCAAGUUUUACACAGUAUUCAAAUGCUAACUUUCUUGCUUGCAUGUAUGUCAGUCCGUAAUGAAUUUCUGAAGCUUUGAUAAAAUAUUCACACAACAUUCUUUCCUCUUCAUCUGUAAAUAUUUGCUGUCCCUUAAAUUUAUUUCUUCCUGAAACUUUUAGACUUAGUUUGAUGAUAUCCUCUUCACUGGAAUUUCCCGAAUCACUAGCACAUGCAUUAUCUGUCUUUUUUUUUCUUGAACUGUUGAAUACGUUUGUGCAGCAUAGAUUUAGAGAGACCAUGAUUUGUAGCUGCUUCCCUGACACUUUUGUUAUACUUUAUAACAUCAAUUAUUGCUAUUUUCACAGCUUCCUCCGAGAUGUUACAUCUUUCACUCUUCCUUUUAUAUGUUCGAACCAUCCUGAAAUGAAAAUAAUUGGGAUCUGUAGUAAAAGUACAAUCUGGGGUUAGAGUGGGCAUGUCCACUGUGGCCCCAUGAAGUCUGUCCACUUUAGCCCCGCAUGCUCACUUUAGACACUUGCAAGGUUAAGUGAAAAAAAAAUAAAACAAACAAAUAUGGCAGUACGAAAAAAUAAAUGUUAAUAAACAUACCUUAUUUUAAUAUUUGAAUCACAUAGUAAUCACAGGUAAGAUGGCGCCGACUCAAAAGUGUUGUUCGUUAGCACCGCCGAAAAACUGUGUUUUAAGAGAUAUUAGGUGUGGGAAAUGUACAAAAGUAGUUAGGAAUGGAAUUUUAUGUGAAAAGUGUGACAAGUGGUAUCAUUUUAAUAAAUGUAGUGAUGUAAAAGAAAACAACAUCCCGGAAAACGAGUGGGAGUGUGCCACGUGUGUAAUACAUGAAGACGACGAAAACAACAUGGCAACCCUUUCGCUGGAAUAUGACACCACGCAACACUUAUGUACUACAGACUCUGAAAAUAAUACUACGAAUAAGCAGGAGGCUCUAAUAAACCAACUUCUGGAUGAAGUUAGUUCACUCCGAGAAAUCAUUAAUGUGCUGCAAUCAGAACUGAAAUCCUUGUCACUCAAACAAAAAGACACUGUAACAACGAGUCUUAAUGCUGGAAGCACAUGGACGCAAGUGGUACAAAAACAGGUGGCACAUGGUCGGACGCCUGCGAGCCGCCCUUGUUCUGUGCCGUGACGUGGCGUGCGGACGCCCCUCUGCCAGCACACCUCCCGGGCGUGCCGGCUCUGAGGUUAGGCGCGGCGCUGGCGCAGCGAGGCCCCGUGCUGCUGCACCUAGCGGGGGCCGGCCUGGCUGAGGAGGACGCACGGAGAGUGCUGCGACACGCCUUGACGCACAACAUCACCAGCGUGCUGCUGCUCCAGGGAGACACAGGGGGGCGACCGCAGCGGGGCAGCUUCCCGCACGCGGUGGACCUGGUGCGGUUCGUGAGGCGGGAGUUCGGCCAGCGCUUCUCCGUGUUCGUCGCGGGACACCCAGGGGGCCACCCCGAGGCCGCCUCCUACCAGGACGACCUGCGGCACUUGCGGGACAAGGUGGAUGCAGGCGCGGAUGGAAUCAUCUCGCAGGUUGUUUUCGAAGCACACAAGUUUGCAGCGUUUGUGCGGGACUGCAGGCACGUUGGCAUAUUCGUGCCCAUUUUGCCCGGAAUCAUGCUUAUAUUGAGCUGCAGGCUCCUGGAGCGAGCGUCGCAGCUCUGCCGGUUCAGCGUCCCGACCGAGGUCGCCGACGCCCUGCGACCCAUCGCCGGGGACGACUCGGCGGUGCAGGAGUACGGCGUGAGCCUGGCUGCACGGCUGGUGCGAGACAUGUUCUCCCUGGGCUGUGCCCCGGGCGUGCACUUCUUCACCAUGAACAGGCCGCAGCUUGCAGCGACGAUAUGGCAGCGUGUGUGCGCCGAGCGUGCUGCAUCCGAGCACGGACCAGGCCAGGCCUCAUCCAGCACAUUCGGCCACUGACGCACAAGGCCACGCCGUGUCGCUUAUUCCAGAAAAUAAAUCUAUGUCCAGUCA
This is a messenger RNA of Bacillus rossius redtenbacheri, 5047 nucleotides long. Its product is annotated as methylenetetrahydrofolate reductase (NADPH). The record is from RefSeq and is a predicted model, not a curated record. Lineage: Eukaryota; Metazoa; Arthropoda; Insecta; Phasmatodea; Bacillidae. Bases 4139 to 4993 code for a protein of 284 amino acids. Gene Ontology annotation, cellular component: cytosol. Gene Ontology annotation, molecular function: methylenetetrahydrofolate reductase [NAD(P)H] activity; FAD binding. The transcript has 6 exons. Gene Ontology annotation, biological process: tetrahydrofolate interconversion.